This is a messenger RNA of Rhipicephalus sanguineus (brown dog tick), 957 nucleotides long. RefSeq names its product zinc finger protein 511. NCBI's taxonomy places the organism in Eukaryota, Metazoa, Arthropoda, Arachnida, Ixodida, Ixodidae. The transcript has 2 exons. The record is from RefSeq and is a predicted model, not a curated record. Bases 139 to 723 code for a protein of 194 amino acids.
GGUUCCUGCUAUAAAAGGAAGUUCGUGGACGGCAGCUGUAGUAGCGAUUGGCUAAAUUGCGAGGUUCGGUACUAGGUACAGCUCGAAAAAGUUGGCUCAUUUAGUGGCCGCAACACCGCGAAUCAAACCCACGCGAAUAUGGACAAGAUUCAGCCCCUUUUUGGCGGCCAAGUGCGCCUUUCGCUCGCUGAAUCCGUGGGCAAUAAGGUGGCAGUCCUCGACGCGGACUGCGAUCCUGACGCGCUUGAGCGCCGCCGUAGCGGUGCGCUGAUUUGUGCGUGCCCGCGGGAAUUUGACAGCGUGCGCGAGUUCGAGAGUCACUACGCCAGCCGCCACCGACUCACGUGCGCGCAGUGCCGCGCUGCCAUGCCGACAGAGCGCCUGCUUGAACUGCAUAUCGCCGAAUCUCAUGACCCCAUCUUUGCGGCACGUCCCAAAUAUGAAUGCGUGGUCGAAGGCUGCCCGGAGCACUUUGCAAGUUGGGCGGACCGCAAAAUGCACGCAAUAGAUGCGCACAGGUAUCAAGCAGGCUUCGCCUACUUCCCACAUGCACCUUCGCCUAACAAGCGUCAAUCGAAGACUGGCCAACACAGUUGCGUGCCGAGGCGUAUUUGCUUUGGCCGCGGUUCCCCAGUUGCAUGGCACCGCCAGAGACCACCGUCCACUUCGCAAACUGCACGAGACAUUGACAUGAAAGACAUUGCUAAUGCGUUGGACACUUAGUACGCUGAGGUUCUGCGUACCAUCAUACACCAAGUAGCUUUUUCUUGCAGUGUGCCAAACAGCCUAUGGUGCACAUUUCUAGAUAUGAGGAAUGCGCGAAACGUCUUGACAGUACCGCAAUAUUCUCUGUAUACUGGCAAAAACAAUUCUGGCAAAACAUGCAACAUUUGGAACUUAACUUUGUUUCGUGAAAUUAAAAUUUCUGGAAGAUCCCACGCACUAUGGGAAUCAGCG